CUAUUCUUGGGUCCUUGCGUUGAACUGACAGUUUUGUUUCCAUCAUGGCGGCGUCCAGCAGAGAGCAUGUACUGUCACUCUACAGGCUGCUUCUGAAGGAGAGCAAGAAGUUCCCCUCUUAUAAUUAUAGGACGUACGCUCUACGAAGGGUACGAGAUGCCUUCAGGGAGAACCGGACAGUGGAAGAUCCGAAAGUUGUAGAGGAGCUGCUGAACAAGGCCCGGGACAGUUUGGCUCUCAUCCAAAGACAGCUCCGCCCCCCAACGCUAGUGGAGGAGCAGGAGCGGUGGAGAACGAGGACACGCCCACUCUGGCCGCUUGACUCCUCCGUUUGGCACCUGGACCAUAAUGCACCUUGCUCUCUCAUCAUCCCAUCAGUCAUCUGACUGCGUCCCUCGAGAUCCUGCGCUCGUCUGCGUCAGUUGCCCCUCUCUCCUCUGUUUUAAAGCGAGGUUAUGGACAGGAGACACCAGGAGAGCGGCUGAAGUUGACAGAUGGUCCGUGUCACCGGGACGCAGGGAAUAUUUACAGAGGGCCACCCCUGCUCCGAAAUGGAUCUUAAUGUUCCUCUUUGCUGAGCCAUCACUAUGAAAAAUGAACAUGUGCACCUCCUUCGCCAACCUUGCAUCUUUUCCUUCCGCUUUGACUUUUCCCCCGCCCCGGCCCGGCAAUUUGCCGCAUGUUCUGGUGUGUCUUUAUAACCGAUAGCUUUCUUGACUCUUUCUGAGACGUCUUUAAUAGAGCGGCCGCGUGUCGCUUUUAGACGAAUCAUCGGUCAACACACAAAAUGCGGGUGCGGUGGAGACCUGUGGUGCGUUUAUGGAGUGGACGGGAUGGACUGCAGCGCUCCGGCUGGACUCAUUUUGUAGCGUCAACGAAUUUAACACAAGGGGAUAAUUAGAGAAAGAUUAUGCUUGUGCUGAGAAAUCACUGCUACUGUGCAGGGGUCUCGUCUCUUAUUCUGCACUGUUUAAUUUUAGACAGAACCGAAGAUACAUUCAUUAGAUCCAGCAUUUUAAGAUAAAUGUUAGUUAAAAAAACAAACAAACAGCUAUAUA
Messenger RNA from Labeo rohita (rohu), 1058 nucleotides. It is a transcript of the gene lyrm4b, whose product is annotated as LYR motif-containing protein 4B. NCBI's taxonomy places the organism in Eukaryota, Metazoa, Chordata, Actinopteri, Cypriniformes, Cyprinidae. The record is from RefSeq and is a predicted model, not a curated record. Gene Ontology annotation, cellular component: mitochondrion; L-cysteine desulfurase complex. The transcript is spliced from 4 exons. Gene Ontology annotation, biological process: iron-sulfur cluster assembly. Bases 45 to 386 code for a protein of 113 amino acids.